AUGUCAAAGCUCGUCUUCGUCACCGGAAAUGCCAACAAGCUGAAGGAAGUUCGGGCGAUCCUUUCUGCAGGGAAUCAGCCCGUUGAAAUCGAUUCAAAGAGCUUGGAUAUCGAUGAAAUACAAGGAUCUACUCAGGAAGUCUCCAGAGCGAAAUGUAAACGUGCAGCGGAACUGCUCGACGGUCCCUGCAUCACUGAAGACACUGCGCUCUGUUUUGAGGCCUUAGAUGGUCUUCCUGGCCCAUACAUUAAAUAUUUUCUCGAAAAGCUUGGCCAUGAUGGGAUCAACAAGAUGCUUGUGGGAUUUGAGAGUAAGAAAGCUUGGGCAUUGUGUACGUUUGCAUAUUGUGCGGGGCCGACCUCUGAACCAAUAUUAUUCGAAGGACGCACUGAUGGAACUAUCGUACCUGCUCGGGGAGCAGCAAAAUUUGGUUGGGAUCCGGUUUUUGAGCCCAAUGGUACUGGGUUGACAUAUGCAGAAAUGGCUUCAGAACAGAAAAACCUCAUUUCACAUCGGUUCAAAGCACUCGAGAAGCUCAGAGUGUAUAUUCAGUCGUUGUAA
Lentinula edodes (shiitake mushroom) is the source of this 561-nucleotide messenger RNA. Its product is annotated as Ham1-like protein. Lineage: Eukaryota; Fungi; Basidiomycota; Agaricomycetes; Agaricales; Omphalotaceae. Gene Ontology annotation, molecular function: nucleoside triphosphate diphosphatase activity. The transcript is spliced from 6 exons. Bases 1 to 561 code for a protein of 186 amino acids. Gene Ontology annotation, cellular component: cytoplasm. Gene Ontology annotation, biological process: nucleoside triphosphate catabolic process. The record is from RefSeq and is a predicted model, not a curated record.